This is a messenger RNA of Colletotrichum karsti, 1215 nucleotides long. Its product is annotated as 12-oxophytodienoate reductase. Gene Ontology annotation, molecular function: FMN binding; NADPH dehydrogenase activity. The transcript is spliced from 4 exons. NCBI's taxonomy places the organism in Eukaryota, Fungi, Ascomycota, Sordariomycetes, Glomerellales, Glomerellaceae. The record is from RefSeq and is a predicted model, not a curated record. Bases 1 to 1215 code for a protein of 404 amino acids.
AUGCCUAAAGCCACGACGCCUCCCCCGGUCUACGCCGCCCUCAAGGACACCACCCUGUUCGCUCCCUUGAAGCUGGGUGGUCUCAGCCUCCAGCACCGUAUCGUUCAGGCCCCUACGACUCGCAUGCGAAGCGAGUUCGAGUCCCGCGGAGUCCACGUUCCCGGCGCUCGCGUGGCCAAGUACUACGGCGAGCGCGCCAGCGCAGGUGGUCUUCAGAUCACCGAGGCCACCGACAUCUGCCUCGACGCCAGUGCCUACCCCGGCGUCGCGGGUGUCUUCACCGACUCUCAGCUGCAGGGAUGGCGUAAGGUGACCGACGCCGUCCACGCCAAGGGCGGCUUCAUCUACGUCCAGCUUUGGCACACCGGUAGAGCAUCGUCCGCGGGCAUGCGCGGGGGCAACACUCCCAUCUCAUCGGGAACUCAGCCUAUGGACGGAAAGUACCUGGACGGCACCGAAUGCAAGGACGGUCCUCCCAGGGCCAUGACUGUUGAUGAGAUCCACGACCUCACCGCCGAGUGGGCUGCUGCUUCGAAGCGGGCGGUUGAGGUUGCAGGUUUCGAUGGUGUUGAGAUUCACGGCGCAAACGGUUACCUUCUUGAGCAAUUCCUUCACGACAACAUCAACACCCGCACAGAUGAGUAUGGCGGCUCCAUCGAGAACCGCUCAAGAUUCCUGCUCGAAGUCGUGCAAGCAGUGACCGCCGCCAUCGGACCUGAGAAGGUCGGCCUUCGUCUCUCCCCCUACAACUACUUCCAAGGCACAAAGGACAGCGACCCCAACAAGCACUGGACCUACAUCUCCCAGCGCCUGGCCGACCUUUCCGAGAGCCAAAGACCCGCAUACGUUCACAUGAUUGAGCCCCGUUUUGAUGAGGUUCUCGACGAGGAGCAGAAGCUGGCGUCGCUGGGCAAGCAGAGCAACAACCUGACCCAGUUCCGUGACAUCCUCAAGCCCGCCGGCAUCCACUUCCUGGCCGCCGGCAACUUCAACAGGGACAACGCCGUCACCAAGCUCAAGACCGGAGAGGCCGACGCCAUCGUGUUCGGCAGGUACUUCAUCGCCAACCCGGACCUGGUGGAGCGUUUGAGAAACGGCUGGCCGUUGAACCCCUAUGACCGCACGACGUUCUACGGGGCCGAGCCCCCUGAGAAGGGAUACAACGAUUACGAGUUUUACAAGGUUGAUAAUGCGGAGAUUAACGCGCAUGCAUAA